UAUUUCUUCUUCCAUAGUAAAAAAGCAUGCCCACAAUUCCGAGUCAGUUCAAAAAUCCCUUUUCCUAUUUCAAGUAAAACGCACCUCACAACUUUCUCUCUCUACGUCCUUCAACCUCCUCAUUUCCAGCUAAAAUCCCCAUCGAUUGAAGCUCCAUUUCCCCAAAAAACCCAAAAUCAACAAGAACAAAUCCCUCUCCCCCACAAAAAUCACAAAAUCAAUCCGACUGAAAACCUAAUUGAAACCCCCAAUCACACUUCCCAAUGCUCAAAAUCAAACUCCUCACUCUCCUCCUCCUCCUCCUCCACCGCUCCCUCGCCGGCCUCCUCUCCGAGCCGGCCAAGCCCGUCGACUCUAACACCGUCCCCGCCUUCCCCGUCCAGACCGACACCCAGACCUGCCGCCUCGACCUCUCCGCCGAGCUCUUUGGCGGCGUCAGCGCCGCCUGCGGCCGCAACCUCGACCGCAGCCGCUGCUGCCCCGUCCUCGCCGCCUGGCUCUUCGCCGCCCACGCCCGAUCCGCGCUCCAGAUCUCCGCCGCGCCGCCGCCGUUCUCCUCUGACCUCCCGAUGAUGCCCGACGACUCGCAGAAGUGCGUCAACACGCUCCAGAGCUCCCUCGCCGCCCGAAACAUCCACCUCCCCCAGGCCAACGCCUCCUGCGACGCCGUUUUGUGCUUCUGCGGGAUCCGCCUCCACCAGAUCACCUCGCUCAGCUGCCCCGCCGCCUUCAACGUCACCGGAAACUAUAAAAACGCCACGCCGACCGCCGCGGUCAGGAAUCUCGAGCGGAAUUGCAGGAAUUCGUCCUACGCUGGUUGCACAAAAUGCCUCGGCGCGCUGGAUAAGGUUACAGCCGGUGGUAAAAACGGAACAAAAGGAGGAGGCGACGGCGAUCGUGCGAGCAAAAUGCUGAGCCGGGACUGCCGGCUGAUGGGGCUGACGUGGCUGCUGGCCCGCAACAAGACGGCUUACAUUCCCACCGUCUCCGCCGUAUUGCGCGCCAUAAUGUACAGCGCACACCCCCCGCACGAGUCCACCUGCUCCCCGGACCAGGAGAACAUGCCCCUCGCGGUCGACUCUCUGCAGUUCGACAAAUACAAUUCCUCCUCCUCGUCUCCGGCGGCCUUUUUUCUUCUUCCGAUUCUACCCCUGAUAAUUCUUUCCUUUCUUUUCCUGUAGCCCCCUUGCAGCAUUGGCUGGGUAUUUUGUCAUGAAUUAUUGCCUCUACACACACCUGAUUUCUUACGCUGUCUCUGAAAUUAGUGGGGGUUCACGUGGUAGCAAGUCGACAAAACGGGAGUGGGGUCAUUUUUGUCUUUUUGUAUCACUGUAAAUUUUCAGACAUUUGGUUCGAUUGAUGUGUAGUAGUACGAGAAGGUCUUACUUCACGGUUUUACCAUAUAAAGUCGCGUGCUAAUUACGAUAUAA
Molecule: messenger RNA, 1430 nt
Organism: Salvia splendens (bonfire salvia)
Lineage: Eukaryota; Viridiplantae; Streptophyta; Magnoliopsida; Lamiales; Lamiaceae
Exons: 2
Coding region: 264-1181 (305 amino acids)
Source: RefSeq, a predicted model, not a curated record